GUCGACUACAGCAUGACAUAAAAUAGUCGUUCAAAAAGGUCACCCAUGUGGUGGUGUUUUGUGUAUGACAAGCAAGCAACACGUCGUCCGGCCGGUUUCGUAUAUUUUUUAUGUAAUAAAAAGGUGAAAAAUGGGUAAGAUUAAGACGAAAAGACACAAGCUGCACACUCCUGCACGGGCCACAAGUGCAAGGAAAGCUGGUGACGAAUCGACGAAAGCAGACCUGUCCAAAAUCAAGGCAUCACUGAUACCCCCAGGCGCCGAGUUCCCAACACGUGGACUCUUCCACCUUCCAUCCACUUCUCCUGCUGGAUCUCUUCAAACCAAUCUUCCUCAAGAGGCAAGAGAAGAUGAUGAGGAGGAGGACAGGAGGAGUUUCAUCUCCAAGAAGAGCAUCAAAGGGCAAGGGCGUAUCACCAAGAAGGACAAGAUGAAGAUGAGACAUGAUAAGUGGCUGGAAAAGAUUGAGACGAUCCAAUUGGCCAAGAGGAGCGCCAAGGAAGCCAAGAAGCGUUCGGAGAGGCCCAUCAUCGGUGACUUGAAUCCCCUCAAUCAAGCCUUGCCUGAACUGUCUGAGAUCAUAGCACUCAGCCAAAGGAAAACACAAGAAGCUCAGAAGGCUGUGGACAAGAGACAGCACAAAGGGACGCUGAAGGCUAAGGAACGACAACAACUCCUAUUAGAGGAAUCGUCACGAUUCAAGCAAGUCCUGAGACAUUCUGCUUUCAAGACCAACCCUUUCGCGGCCAUUACGCAGCAUCUUAAAAAUAAAAUGGAACAGGAGCAGCAAGACCAGAGACCAGGUUCAUAGCAGAGCUUAAAUUAGGGAGGAAAAUCCACGAGACUACAGGGCAUUUAGCUCAACAUCUUUACUGGACUAGCAAGACUUGAGAAAAGGGCUACACAGUUUCAAAUGUAGACUGUUUCUCUUUGGACAAGCACUAGAGAAGGUUUAUGGGUAUUGUUUUUACUCAGCAGAAUUGAAAAUAUUUACCAGCCUUUAAAGACACUGGACACACUAUUGGUAAUUGUCGAAGACCAGUCUUCUCACUUGCUGUAUCUCAACAU
Messenger RNA from Asterias rubens (European starfish), 1068 nucleotides. RefSeq names its product protein FAM207A-like. NCBI's taxonomy places the organism in Eukaryota, Metazoa, Echinodermata, Asteroidea, Forcipulatida, Asteriidae. The coding region runs from base 131 to 811 and encodes 226 amino acids. Gene Ontology annotation, biological process: maturation of SSU-rRNA from tricistronic rRNA transcript (SSU-rRNA, 5.8S rRNA, LSU-rRNA). Gene Ontology annotation, cellular component: preribosome, small subunit precursor; 90S preribosome; nucleolus. The record is from RefSeq and is a predicted model, not a curated record. The transcript has 5 exons.